AUGGCCAUAUAUCCAGAACCCAGGGUGAGCCCAGUCUCGAAAAAGCGUCCGGCAAGCUCAGAAGUUUGCGCUGCGGAUGUGACGGCAAUGUAUCCGAAAGACUACGACAGAGGGAUCGCCAUCAGGACUUCUUGCGCAGCAUCGAAAUACAUCAAGAAGAGUACUCCCGAAGACUGCGCAGCGUGCCCCCCAUUGACAAGCGACGCAUCAAUCAGCGCUACGGAAGGACGUUCGUUGUUCCCAGAUCCAGAAGAUCCGCGAACACCCGAGGCAUUCUCAGAAGGCUUGAAGCGCCGUCGUCGUCCGACGGAGAAACUAUAUCUCGACAUUGCGCAGUCAAUACCAGGACUGAAUGGGCCAAGAUCUCUGCGACAAACAGAGCUGAUGUCACAAGAUGAGUUCACAGCAGAAAUCAAAGGUAUCUAUGCUGCAUUAGUUAUGGUCGAAGCGAAAUGCAUCAAGCUGGAUAAUGCACAUGUGAGCGCGAGUGGGAACCUUUCUUUUGAUCAAUGGCAGGCACUAUUUGCAGUGCAUCGAACUUUGCUAUACGAACACCAUGACUUUUUGUCUGCGUCGCAGCACCCCUCAACCAGUUCCUCUCUACGAAAGCUGGCCACCAAAUAUUCUAUGCCGGCCCGAAUGUGGAAGCAUGGUAUCCAUUCGUUUCUGGAAGUACUACGACGUCGUCUGCCAGAUUCGCUUGACUACAUGCUUCAGUUCAUCUAUGUGGCUUAUCAAACGGUCGCUUUGCUCUAUGAAACAGUCCCGUCAUUCGAAGAUACUUGGAUCGAAUGCCUCGGAGACUUGGCGCGGUACAGAAUGGCGGUUGAAGAGUUAGACAUGAGAGAUCGUGAAAUAUGGGGCGGUGUGGCUCGUGAUUGGUAUUCAAAGACGUCAAACAGGAAUCCAGAUGUGGGCAGACUGUACCAUCACUUGGGCAUACUGGCGCGACCGAACGUGAUCCAGCAAGCAUACUUUUAUUGCCGAGCGUUGACCUGUGUUCAGCCGUUCGAGUCUGCCAUGGAGUCUCUUUCUUCGUUGUUAUCACCACUGGCGAAGGUCGAGCCCGAACGGGCAGUGAUACCGUAUGUGGACGGAACAGAUUCCAUGUUCCUUUGUCUGCAUGCGAAGAUGCUGGCUUCAAGACCUCGAGCUUGUGGGCCGCAGCUAUCUGUCGUUGUCUCUACAUAUCACCUACGACUCGACACCCAAAUUCGUCGACACGCACUCAAGUGGAAAGAUCAUGGCGUCUUUAUUGCCGUUACUAACAUCUCAGCGUGUUUUGGCUAUGGCUACUUUGAGAGUCAUUUAUCAAAAGCUUACAGAAAAGGGAUACAGGUAAUGGAGACAGUCGAUAUACACUUGAAUCCUUCGGCUGAGACGCAUCUGCAACAGGAUUCUGGAAAACCAAUAACUGAUUCUACACUGGAUGACUCCCUCUACCUCCUUUCAAACACAUUCGCACUGGUUCUAUCGCGAGAAAAAGACUUCAACGUCCUCCCUCAUGUACAUACCAUCUUGGCUUUUCUCUGGAGCAUCUACAACCUGGCGGUCGGACCAGCCGCCCUGGUUUCAAAAGUACUGAAUUGCAUUCCCUGGGCGAAGAUUGUCGCCUACCUAAACAGUUUCAUCAAGACCGAACCUAUCGACGACCGAGUCGCGGAUGCAGGUCGAAGAGGUAGCUUCCUGCAAGGUGCUAUAAAGCCAUUGCCUGAAGACUACCUGCUGCGUGGCUUGGUGUGGUGUCGGGAUUAUUUCGUGUCUGGCUGGUUUGACGAGAGACACGACGAGGAAACUCGUCUUCUUGAGCUUCCCAGUACCAACAAGGUGAGGAUCGAUAGGGUGAUGCGAUUGAGCAUUUGCUUGUCACAGAAAGGAAACUUCAUCUCAUUUGAUCAUUCCAGAAAGGAGUUUCUUACGCUCAGUCAUUGA
Molecule: messenger RNA, 1932 nt
Organism: Aureobasidium pullulans EXF-150
Lineage: Eukaryota; Fungi; Ascomycota; Dothideomycetes; Dothideales; Saccotheciaceae
Exons: 3
Coding region: 1-1932 (643 amino acids)
Biological process (GO): nuclear-transcribed mRNA catabolic process, nonsense-mediated decay
Cellular component (GO): telomerase holoenzyme complex
Molecular function (GO): protein binding; telomerase RNA binding; telomeric repeat DNA binding
Source: RefSeq, a predicted model, not a curated record